Messenger RNA from Brassica napus (rape), 2345 nucleotides. RefSeq names its product probable glycosyltransferase At3g07620. The record is from RefSeq and is a predicted model, not a curated record. The transcript has 5 exons. Bases 255 to 2207 code for a protein of 650 amino acids. Gene Ontology annotation, molecular function: glycosyltransferase activity. NCBI's taxonomy places the organism in Eukaryota, Viridiplantae, Streptophyta, Magnoliopsida, Brassicales, Brassicaceae.
GAUUCUGUUUUGAGUUUCUCGUAAAGAGCGAACCAGUUUAGUUACGCGGACACGUAAGAUCUGACAAAGAAAUAAAAAAUUUCUCAAGAUACUUUUCUCUUUCUUAACAUCUCUUGCGCCAUCGUUUUAAGGGUUUACUGUUCGUUGGUCAGAGUAUCGACAAGAAGACGAUCAAACCUACAAUCAUCUGAGCUUCACUUUGAUCUUUGUUUGACUUCCCGAUCAACUUGUUUAAACAACAACAGGGCCUGAAGAUGAGGCCUGAGUUUCCAGGGCUAUGGAAGGUAGUAGAAAGCAGACGUCUUCUAUGGCUACUGGGACUCACAUUUGCUCUCAUCGUCACUUUUCAAUACAUCGAGCUUCCGAACACUAUCUCCUCCCUCUUCUCUUCCACCAAGCUUCCCUUUUCAAGAAACGGCGAUGGCGAGCAUAAGAGUAGUAGGAACUUGGCUCCAGCUAUGGCACCGAGCUUUCCACAAAAGAACGCUUCUCUGGUGGAUGAUUCUUCUGGUGGUGUAGGAGAUGAUGAGGAAGUUGAGGUUGAUAAGAUCUUUGACAGCGGUGGAAACGCAACCGCUCCAACCGUUUCACCUUCUCAGUUAAAAGAAAACGCAACCGCUCCCACCGUUUCGCCUUCUCAGGUAAAAGAAAACGCAACCGCUCCAACCGUUUCGCCUUCUCAGGUAAAAGAAAACGCAACCGCUCCAACCGUUUCGCCUUCUCAGGUAAAAGAAAACGUAACCGCACCUGUGGCUAGUGCUAAGCCCCCUGCUGCAUUACCACUAGUAAAAGAAAACGCAACCGCACCUGUGGCUAGUGCUAAGCCCCCUGCUUCCUUACCAAUUCCAAACCCGUCUCCGGUUAAGGACAACGCAACUAGCCAUGUAGAGGACAAGAACUCAACUAAAACAAAUGUUCCUGGUGUGUCUCCCGUUGUGAGAUUUGUUCCUGUCGUGAAGGAGUAUUCAAAAACGCCAGAUUCAAGAGUGAUGUCAAUCUCAGAUAUGAGCAAGCAGCUGCGUCGAAACCGUAUCUCUCAUAACCGUCUAGCAAAGAAGCCAAAAUGGGUUACUAAACCUGACUUGGAGCUUCUACAAGCAAAGUACGAGAUCGAGAACGCACCUAUAGAUGACAAAGACCCUCUCCUCUACGCUCCUCUUUACCGCAACGUCUCCAUCUUCAAACGGAGCUAUGAGUUGAUGGAGAAGAUGUUGAAGGUUUAUGUCUACAAAGAAGGAGACAAACCUAUCAUGCACAGUCCAAUACUCAGAGGGAUAUAUGCAUCAGAAGGAUGGUUCAUGAAACUUAUUGAAUCCAACAACAACAAGUUUGUCACAAAGGACGCUUCCAAAGCUCAUCUUUUCUACCUACCCUUUAGCUCUCGGAUGCUAGAGGUCACUCUAUACGUGCAAGACUCUCAUAGUCACCGUAACCUCGUUCAGUAUCUUAAAGACUACAUAGACUCCAUCUCGGUUAAGUACCCUUUUUGGAAUAGAACCUCUGGAGCAGAUCAUUUCCUUGCAGCUUGCCAUGAUUGGGCGCCUUCGGAGACACGCAAUGUCUUCGCAAAGAGUAUUAGGGCUUUAUGCAACUCUGAUGUUAAAGAAGGCUUUGUCUUUGGUAAGGACACAUCGUUACCAGAGACAUUCGUUAGAGAUCCCAAGAAACCACUAAGCAGCAUCGGCGGAAAAUCUGCUUCCCAAAGGCCAACGCUAGCUUUCUUCGCUGGCAAGCCUGACCACGGUUACCUUAGACCGAUCCUGCUCUCUUACUGGGGCAACAACAAAGACCCUGACUUAAAAAUAUUCGGGAAGCUUCCGAGGACCAAAGGAAACAAGAACUACCUUCAGUUCAUGAAGACGAGCAAGUACUGCAUUUGCGCCAAAGGGUUUGAAGUGAACAGUCCGAGAGUGGUGGAGGCUAUAUUCUAUGACUGUGUUCCGGUUAUUAUAUCUGACAACUUUGUGCCGCCGUUUUUCGAGGUUUUGAACUGGGAGUCGUUUGCGCUUUUUGUGGCGGAGAAGGAUAUACCUAACUUGAAGAAGAUUCUGAUGUCGGUGUCGGAGCGUAGGUACAGGCAGAUGCAGAUGAGGGUUAAGAGAGUGCAGAAGCAUUUUCUGUGGCAUGUACAGCCUGAGAAGUAUGAUAUGUUUCAUAUGAUUCUUCAUUCGGUUUGGUUUAACCGGGUUUCUCAGAUUUCUGUUUAGUUGGUUUUGUGAUUCAUACAAUUCAUUUGUACAUUUCUUUUACACGGAUAAAAUUCAGUUUACAGAUUCCAUAAUAUCACAAAUAAAACUUGUGGUCUCAUUUGUACAUGUACUGUUAAGUUUGAGAUAGUAAUUAUU